Messenger RNA from Staurois parvus, 412 nucleotides. NCBI's taxonomy places the organism in Eukaryota, Metazoa, Chordata, Amphibia, Anura, Ranidae. The record is from the annotation of a GenBank genome assembly.
GCAGCGAGAAGCGGAGGGCAUUGAAUGGAGGCCAGUGGAGGGAUUGGCAGCGAGGGGCGGAGGGCACUGAAUGGAGUCCAGUGGAGGGAUUGGCAGAGAAGAGUGGAGGGCACUGAAUGGAGGCCAGUGGAGGGAUUGGCAGAGAAGGGUGGAGGGCACUGAAUGGAGGCCAGUGGAGGGAUUGGCAGAGAGGGGUGGAGGACAGUGAAUGGAGGCCAGUGGAGGGAUUGGCAGAGAGGGGUGGAGGACACUGAAUGGGGGCCAAUGGAGGGAUUGGCAGAGAGGGGUGGAGGACAGUGAAUGGAGGCCAGUGGAGGGAUUGCAGAGAGGGGUGGAGGACAGUGAAUGGAGGCCAGUGGAGGGACUGGCAGAGGAGCAGAGGGCACUGAAUGGGGAACAGGCAGAUGGGGGA